Molecule: messenger RNA, 1929 nt
Organism: Sphenostylis stenocarpa
Lineage: Eukaryota; Viridiplantae; Streptophyta; Magnoliopsida; Fabales; Fabaceae
Source: the annotation of a GenBank genome assembly
AUGAAACGAGAAGAAUUAUGGGAAGAAGGAGAGAAAACGAGGGGAGAGGUUAUAAAAGAGAGAGGGAGGGUUGGAAAGUCAAACAAGUUUCGUGGAUCCGAGGGCGAACAUUGGUUGCAACAGAGGAAAGUACGCCACGACAAAGCAAGAGGUACUGUGAAGGUCCAAAAGUGGUGUUGCUGGUGGCUCCCACUUUCCUUCCUUCAGUGGGCAACAGAUAAGAGACCAGAACACCCAAAAAAUGGAGGGAGGCAUAAUUUGAGGCUUUUGUCAUGGCAGAGAAUAGGUGAGGCACAAUUGAAUUCAAUUGGACAUAAAGAAGGUAAAGAUGUGUAUGAUGUUGUGGCAGCACUUAUGCCCCUCUAUGUGGCUUUGAUCUUAGCCUAUGGCUCCGUGCGUUGGUGGAAGAUCUUCACCCCCGAACAGUGCUCUGGCAUAAACCGUUAUGUGUCGGUUUUUGCAGUGCCCUUCCUCUCUUUCCAUUUCAUAUCGGCCAAUAACCCUUACACCAUGAACUUCAGAUUCUUAGCCGCGGAUUCUCUUCAAAAGGUUGUGGUUUUGGUUGCACUUGUUUUGUGGAACACUUUCACAAAGUGGGGUAGCAUUGACUGGACCAUCACAGUGUUUUCACUCUCCACUCUCCCCAACACUCUCAUCAUGGGGGUUCCUCUUUUGAAAGCCAUGUAUGGAGACUUCACAGCCACCCUCAUGAUCCAAAUUGUGGUCUUCCAGAGUGUGAUUUGGUACACUCUUUUGCUGUUCAUGUUUGAAUAUAGAGGAGCUAAGCUACUCAUUUCAGAACAAUUCCCUGAUACAGCAGGUGCCAUAUUCUCCGUUAGGGUUGAUUCAAAUGUUGGUUCUCUCAAUGGUAGAGAGCCAUUACAUGCUGAUGCAGAAAUUGGAGAAAAUGGGGAACUCCACGUGGUGGUGAGAAGCAUGUCACGUUCUUUGUCCAUAAACAUGGCUUCUACAUUCCACAAGUCUUAUUCAACACCUAGAGCAUCAAUUCUCACGGGGUUCCCGUCAUAUAGAGAACCAUUUAGUCUUCAAAAGGCAGGUUUUGAGGAGGGGAUGGUGAAUAUGCAUGAGAAAAGGUUCUGCAGGAGCAAGAGUGACAGUAACCGGGUUUUCAAUAGCAGUUUGGUUUAUUCAUACCCCUCUGAGAAACCAGUGUUUGCAGGGUUUAAUAGUGGUUUGAUUUCUUCAUACCCUUCUCCAAAACCAAUGAUUGGAGGGUUUAAUAGUAGGAGUUUGAAUGCAUCGUCAAAUUCUAAUGCUAAUCAGAGACAUGAUUUUCCACAUGGACCUGCUGCUUCAAAAGCAGUCCAUGGACUUGUAAUUGAGGAAGAAACAGAACAUACUGUUAAGGGGACACAAAAAGAGGUGAACAAUGAAGAAGUUCAUGCAAACAAAAAUCAACAAAUUCCACGUGCUAGUGUGAUGAUAAAGCUUAUUCUCACCAUGGUUUGGAGGAAUCUCAUAAGAAACCCUAACACCUAUGCAAGUGUUUUGGGUCUUGUUUGGUCUCUCAUAUUUUUUAGGUGGAACAUCAAAAUGCCUUCUAUUAUCAAAGGUUCCAUUGAAAUAAUUUCUGAUACAGGAUUAGGAAUGGCCAUGUUCAGUCUAGGUUUAUUCACGGCAUUACAACCUAAGAUCAUUACUUGUGGAAAAACCAGGGCAACACUUGCAUUGGCAAUUAAGUUCUUGGUUGGUCCAUUUAUGAUUCUUGCAACCUCCAAAAUCAUUGGUAUCCAUGGAGUUCUUUUACGAGUUGCAAUUGUUCAGGCUGCUCUUCCCCAAGGCAUUGUCCCAUUUGUAUUCGCAAAAGAAUAUAAUCUCCAUGCAGACAUACUCAGCACAGCGGUUAUCUUUGGAAUGGUGGUUGCGUUGCCCGUAACAAUACUUUACUACGUAAUUCUUGGACUUUAA